CCGCCUGACUCCCACAUUCUACUGUGGUGGAGGAGAUAAUCUGCCACAUCCAGCAGACCACUGACUCAAUUGUUCUAUGCUGGAAAUCUGAGGUAAAAAACGCAUCACCGGGGCUGGAUUAUUAGCGGUCUCCCCAGGAACUCUUCUGGGAGCUGCUGCAGACGGCUGGUCGUCGUCCUUGCCAAGAUCCGAGUGAAGUGGCCCUGCAUAUGAACAACAGAGGUUUGUUGUCUUGCUGUCUUCAGAGUAGAGACCAUCAGAAAAAUUAUGCCUGCUUGUUGUUCGCAGUUUAUAAGCCUAAUUUAGUUUCUGAUAAAAGUUUUCGGACUGCUCAUAAGCAGAAGUGCCUGUACAAAGUUCAAGAAGGAUUGCUUAUGAAUAGGAUAUAUCCAUGCCUUGAUAGCAAGGAGGCUACUAUAACCUCUUGACAGGAAACAAUGUGCCAUGCUCACAAUUUUCCUUCUUCAUUUGAACAUCUGUAAAGUAUAACCAUUUUCCAAAAACACUUAGCAAAAAUGACAAGUCUGUUCCGGAGGAGCAACAGCAAUGGGAGCUCAAGAGGAAGCUCUUCUACUCAGGAACUUAACAACAGCCGUCCUGUGCGCAGAUUGGAGUUUAACCAGGCUAUGGAGGAUUUCAAGACAAUGUUUCCUAACAUGGAAUAUGAUAUCAUUGAGUGUGUAUUGAGGGCUAACAAUGGUGCAGUGGACGCCACUAUUGACCAAUUACUACAGAUGAACUUGCACAAUGGUACAUUUGAUGACAGUUCAGACUCGGAUGACAGUAUUCCUCAAGAGAUUCUGGAAAGGACUCUGGAACCAGACAGUUCUGAUGAGGAACCUCCUCCUGUGUAUUCUCCACCUACCUAUGAUGUGCGUUUGUCUGAUAGACCUCAUCCACAAACCCCACCUACUCCUCCUCCUAGGACUGACGUGUUGCCAGUCUGCGGUUCUCAGGUACCAAAAGUGUGCAGGAACUGGAACCCCCCUCUACUAGGAAGCUUGCCUGAUGAUUUUCUUCGCAUAUUACCCCAACAGAUGGAGAGUGUUCAGAGCUGCCAACGCGGACCUUCUUCAAAACUUGAGGAAGACUCCAAAAAAGAGCAUUGCUCCAUGGACCAAGAGCGUCAGCUGAAGCAGUAUUUGCAAGAUGAGAGAGUUGCACUUUUCUUACAGAAUGAAGAGUUCAUGAGAGAACUUCAGAGAAAUAGGGAAUUUCUCCUUGCACUUGAAAGAGAUCGUUUGAAAUAUGAGUCAAAGAAAUCUAAGUCUAGCAGUAUGCUGGGGAAUAAUGAUUUCAGUUUUUGCCCUUCAAUAACAACAGAUGAAUCCCAUACAGUUUCUGGUGGCUGUGAUUCUAGCAGUGCUAUAUCUGAAGAUGCCUUAUUUAGGGAUAAAUUAAAACACAUGGGCAAAUCAACCAGAAAGAAGUUGUUGGAGAUUGCCAGAGCAUUUUCAGAGAAAACAAAAAUGAGAAAAUCUCGGAGAAAACAUUUGCUCAAACACCAAGUACUUGGAACAGCAGCCUCUACGGCCAAUCUUUUGGAUGAUGUUGAAGGACAUUCAUGUGAUGAAGAUGUUCAGGCAAGGUUAAAACAACUGAACAAUGAAGGACGGGAAACCCACAAAGAAGGACCAUGAAAAUCUUAAGACUGGUCAAAAAUCCUGCAUGGACCCGGUUGGCUGAUAAGAAGAUGACUAUGAAAAAUGAAGUGAUUGGCUAUCUGUUGCAGUGCAGUCCAUUCCGUGUAGAAGAUUGAAUAUAUAUGGCACAAUUUUUAAUCACAUAUUUUACUAUUUGAUGACCGCAUUGAAAUCUCAGAGAGUUACUUAGUAACUAUACAGCUUUAAUAUUAGUUGUGUGUUUUAAAAUGGUACUGAUUACGUAGAACUUUUUUUUUUUUUUUACAUUUUCCUCACAAGGAAUAACAUAUCCUGUUACUGAAGACGUAUUUGAUAUCCAUAUAUGCUUACACAUUUUAAUAUUGUGUGCGCAAUAAAAAUGCCCUAAAAUGCCCAUUGUAAGUAAUCUACAUCACUUUACGUUCAUUGGAUGAGUGAGCGGUGAUGUCUGAUUAAUAAACUGUUCUUGUUAACCAACAUUCGACAAGGUUAGCCCUGUGCAGUCUGGGGAAAAAUGGUUCAUGUGCCGGCCACAGCUCAUCUGACCCAAACUCACAUCAUCAUAAGUGAUUGCUGUUGACUGUGGGUCUGCUAUAUUGUAAUGAGAGAGCAUCAUAAAUCACUAUAAUGCUUUGAGUUUGCAUCAGAUGAUUUGCUGAAAUGCAGCCAAUACACAGAUCGUUUUUCCUGGACCUCACAUGGGUCUGUCACCGGCCUUAGGCUCCAAAAGGACUAAAAUGCAGAAAAAUCUAAUGUUCUUUGUUGCCUACCACCACCAAUCAGUGCAGCUUUUGUUUUUCAAAAGUAGUGUAAGAAUUGAAAGCUGCACUCUGCACUUUUUUCAUAAAUAUAUAUAUGCCAUUGUCUUCAGGCCUGAUUUAUUUUAAAUGGACUUACAAAUAGCCAGCAACAUAGUUACUGACGUGAUGUUAUGUAAUGGUCAAUUUUAAAAACUAGACUUUUUUUUAACUUUUGGUAGUAUAAUCCUUUGAAAAAUUGACCAGUAUAGGCUAAAAUAAGCAGUUACCGUAAUUUUUUAAUUAUUUGUCUAAACUAGCAUUUGAUAUAGUCAUUAAUAUAAAAUAAAAAAAACAAUAAUGAUAACUAGAGCUUGGAAUCAAACUUAAAGUUGUAGGUGAAAAGUAAAAUAUUUUUUCAUAUACCUGUACAUCUGCUUUUUAAAAUAUUUUUUGACUGCAAAUUUUACUUCUUAGUCUACAUCUGAAAAAUGCUGUUGGUGGUUUGCUGCCCUUCAUGAACCUCUUUUCAGUGGUAUGAUCCAAAAAGACUUGGUACUAGCCAUUCAACAUAGUUACAGUCAAAUCUGCGUAUGAACACAAAUGAUGUAUGUUGUUAAAACACAUGCAUGAUGAUGUCAGCAAUCCUUGUUUUUUUUUCCAGAGAUGACCCAGAUACAGCAAGGUUAUAGCUCUUAAGAUGAAUGAACCUACUUAUACCCAGAAUGAUGUUACCUCAGUUCAUGCCUCUCAGUCCAUUCUCAUCAUUUCAUUUCAUAACCAUCCUUCAUUCAGCCUUCAUUGACUAACAUGUGGAAGACAUCUAAUUGGCUAGUACAAAAUUCCAAUCCUUAUCAUAAGUCUAUUGGCCGUUGUAAACUAAACUGAUAUUCUGAUAGGUUGAUUGACUAAUCCUGUUUUAGUGGUGGCAGUUGUAUAACUUAAAAUGUAGAGGGAAAAUUCUUGUCCGGCCACUUCUGUUUGCAGGUGACAGCCAAUAGUCACCUUUACCGUAAACAGAAACAGUUAUCCAUUGUACUCCCAGCACAAGAGUCUUCGCUGGCCUAGAAAACACUGAGGUCUACAUUUUUGCAUUUGAUUUAAACAAAAAGGAUCUUAUCUCACCUUUAGACAUCACCUAGGAGAUGAAAAUAGCUUUUGACUGUAACUAUGAUUAUUGGCUGAUUAAAUGUCCUCCAAUGUUAGAUCCAUGUAAUGGCCAUGUGUCAAUAUCGUAUAUAAUACAUAUAUUAAAAAUAUGUAAUAUACCAAUAAUGUAAUGUCGGACAUGUGUAGUAGUGUUUAUGCAGUACAAAUAAUUAUUUAAAGAAAAACAAUAAUAAUACAAAUCACCGUAAUAUACAAUUUAUUGUGCCCACGUA
Bufo bufo (common toad) is the source of this 3741-nucleotide messenger RNA. It is a transcript of the gene CUEDC1, whose product is annotated as CUE domain containing 1. Lineage: Eukaryota; Metazoa; Chordata; Amphibia; Anura; Bufonidae. The record is from RefSeq and is a predicted model, not a curated record. Gene Ontology annotation, molecular function: ubiquitin binding. The coding region runs from base 516 to 1640 and encodes 374 amino acids. The transcript has 12 exons.